Messenger RNA from Oncorhynchus gorbuscha (pink salmon), 4976 nucleotides. It is a transcript of the gene mpped1, whose product is annotated as metallophosphoesterase domain containing 1. Gene Ontology annotation, molecular function: hydrolase activity. The record is from RefSeq and is a predicted model, not a curated record. The transcript has 7 exons. Lineage: Eukaryota; Metazoa; Chordata; Actinopteri; Salmoniformes; Salmonidae. The coding region runs from base 540 to 1472 and encodes 310 amino acids.
UAUCAGGGAGAGGCGGGAAAACACAGAGCUCGAGCACAUUCAGCACAAGAGGCGGGAGAUGAAGUGUUUCCAAGAGAGCCAAAGCGCAAACCUGAGCACCACGCGCUGCACUUUCAAACCGACCAGCGCAGCUCGCUAGCUGCUCCCCCCUCCGCCGUCCGCUCCUCUAUCAGACCCACGGGACUUCACUGGUUCAUCCCUAACCGGACAGGCACAGCUCAUCCGACCGGGAGACCGGGCGAACCCAGGAGUAGGGGGACACUGAGGUGGAGGGGGGACAUGCUCGCUCAGCAACCCAGCAGAGUUUCUCCGAGGUGGGCCAAGCUGUGACAGAGGGCCUCUCUCUGGUGAGCCAACCUGCAACCCUGACUGCUCCAGCAGGCCUCACUCCCAGUCCUAACUACUGUGUGUGCCAGGACCAGGCCACCUCCAGCCCAGGCCAGACCACGUCUACCCCAGGCCAGCCCAGAGUGGGUCAGCCCCAGCCCAACCCACCUCUUCCCCAGCCCAGUAGCGGCCCAGGUCCAGGCUCCAGAAGCAUGGCCUUCACCCUGUCAGAGAUCAUGGCUGCGCGGCGGCAGCAGCAGUCCCAGGCCCAGCGGGCAGCAGGCAGGGCAGCUGUGGAGGUGGAUGAAUACAGCACCAACCCCACCCAGGCCUUCACCUUCUACAACAUCAACCAGGGACGCUUCCAGCCCCCACACGUACACAUGGUGGACCCCCUGCCCCAUGACACUCCCAAGCCGCCAGGUUACACCCGUUUUGUGUGUAUCUCAGACACCCACUCCCGUACAGAUGCCAUUCAGAUGCCUUACGGUGACGUGUUCAUCCAUGCUGGAGACUUCACAGAGCUGGGCCUGCCCUCUGAGGUCAAGAAGUUCAACGAUUGGCUAGGCACCUUGCCCUAUGACAUAAAGAUAGUGAUUGCGGGGAACCAUGAGUUGACCUUUGACCAGGAGUUCAUGGCUGACCUGAUCAAGCAGGACUUCUACUACUUCCCAUCAGCCUCCAAGUUGAAACCAGAGAACUAUGAGAACGUCCAGUCCCUGCUCACCAACUGUAUCUACCUGCAGGACUCAGAGGUCACCGUACGCGGCUUCCGCAUCUAUGGCUCCCCCUGGCAGCCAUGGUACUAUGGCUGGGGGUUCAACCUGCCAAGAGGUCAGGCUCUGCUGGACAAGUGGAACCAGAUCCCCGACUCCACCGACAUACUGGUCACACACUGCCCCCCACUGGGGUUCCUGGACUGGGUUCCUAAGAAGAUGCAGCGGGUGGGCUGUAUGGAGCUGCUCAACACUGUCCAGAGGAGAGUACAGCCCAAGCUGCACGUGUUCGGACACAUCCACGAAGGUUAUGGUAUGAUGACUGACGGCACCACCACGUUCGUCAACGCCUCGGCCUGCACCGUCAAUUUCCAGCCCAUGAACCCGCCCAUCGUCUUCGACCUGCCCAAUCCCACCAGGACCACAUGACUAGAGAAGCCCCGCCCUGCUGAGCCCCCCUCCAAUCAGGAGCCUGGUGGUGGGAAGGCAGGUAGGUGAGGAUGAAGGGCAGGUGUGGUGGUGUACUGUAUAUAUUCAAGGCUCUAAUGGAUGGUGUGUGUGUGUGUGUGUGUGUGUGUGUGUGUGUGUGUGUGUGUGUGUGUGUGUGUGUGUGUGUGUGUGUGUGUGUGUGUGUGUGUGUGUGUGUGUGUGUGUGUGUGUGUGUGUGUGUGUGUGUGUGUGUGUGUGUGUGUGUGUAAAUAGACUAAAUAGUCAGGCGCCAUUGCAAAUCCUCACUUAGCAAAUCCAUUCAUGUGGAUUUCAUGAUUUUAUGUACUGUCAUUCAUUUAUUUCAACAAAAGCUCUUACAAACUCUAAAGUAAGGCAAAAGACAGACCCCAGAUGCCUCAUAUGAACAUGUCAGCAUUAGUCUGUAAAUCUUCUGUUGCACCACGACUGCACUGACAAUCUGACCUGGCUGUCAGAUAGAGAAGAGGACAGGGGAACUGUGUCUCCUGUGUCACUGUUUGAACUCAGUCUUUCUCUCAGAAGAAAACCCUGGAUAACUCUCAUUCUCUCUUGUUCCUCAUAGAGGACUCUGUUACGUCACCAGUGGAAGUUGCUCAGUGGUGACGUUUUGACAUUGUGACAUUCAUUCAUUUGAGACCUUCCCUGGGGAGUGAUUGAACAUUUACCAGUAGGGUAUCAGAACAUUAACCCAAUGUCCAUUUUUGACUUUGUGGAGCUGUUUGCCAGCACAGAAAGGAUACCCCUUCCACAGUACUCUGAUAUCACACUUCCUGCACUGCAGAUUAAAACACUGCUUUCCCCUCAUCCCUUUUUCUCUUGAUCCCUCUUUUUCUCUGCACCUCUAGUUUCACUCUCCACCCUCUCUCUCUCUCUCUCUCUCUCUCUCUCUCUCUCUCUCUCUCUCUCUCUCUCUCUCUCUCUCUCUCUCUCUCAGGCCUUGGGCAUGGUGGUUGUGUGUGUGUGUGUGAGAUCAAAGUGUGUGUGAGGGCAGCGGGAGAUCUCUGCCACGGGCUGUGUGUGAGUAUAGGUGUCAAACGUGUUGACACCACUCCCCUGAGUCUCAUUACAACUCUCAGUAAGCCUCUUAACCAGGGAAGAGGGAUCUCUUCUCUUCCUCUCUUCCCUUCUUCUGUUUUUCCCCCUCUGUCCUUCCCCCCCUCCAUCCUUCGUUGCAUGUGUAAUCAGCUCAAUCUCUCUUCUCUGGCUCAUGUGCCAUGAUCCUGACAAGUUUAUUUCCGAGAUCACCGGCCGGGAAGCCUGCAAGAUUUUGAUUCCGAGUACGGAAUACUGGAAAUACGUAAUAACCAACAGAGCAGAUUGGCAAAUGUGUUCGCUCCCGACCCUGUACAGAAGCAGCGGUGUCUGGAAUGUUCUCACUGCUCCAUGGUGUCCUUUCUGUGAGAGAUGUAUCAUGGGAAUGAACGUUGAACUCUUAGUGGAUGACGAUGAGGUGUAGGCCUAAUGUGUACCGUAACUGGUCAAGAAGUCGGAACUGUACAUCUACAUCACCUGUCAUUGUAAAAACAUGUUAGCAAUCAAGGAUUACUUCAAAUGUUGUUAAAUAUGUGUGUGUGUGUUGUUAAAAAAAGAGCCAGUGUAAACAAUGUUUACAUUUUAUUCUAUGUUCAGUUCUUUCUUAUAUAGGCUAAUAAAUGCUUAUUACUGUAUAAAAAUAUCUGCACUAUGUUACACUCUAAAAAAUGCUGGGUUGUUUGGUUGACUCAACUGCUGAGUUGUUUUCUUUAAAAACUGCAGAGUUAUUGAUGCUGGGUUAUUGAUGCUGGGUUAUUGGUGCAGGUUUAAUGAUGCUGGGUUAUUGAUGCUGGGUUCUCGAGAUAUGACCCAGCAGGUCAGGUCAGAAGACUGGGGGUGUAGUUUAGUAGGGGCAUGGCUUUCAGAUAGUUAUUUUUAACCACCCAUGCGAGUAAAUGUCAUUCGUAUUCAUCUGUUCUGUUGCAUAGUUAUGACAUAUUAAGGUCAAACAUUUAACAUUUUGUAGCUUCAACGACACUUACAGAAGUGUAUAAGUUCCCUAAAACCUACUUAAAUCCCAUUGUUGGGACACAAUAAGGUGGUAUACCUUAUUAGGCAGUAAGAUGGUAUACCUUAUAAUAAAUAAUCUUAACAUUACAAAAGAAUGUGUGAAAAACAUGUUAUUGACAUUUAGAAUUUGCAGUAUGUAUGUUUAAAAUGAUGUACAGGAAUGACAUUUACUCUCACGGGUGGCCAAUAAGAUCUAGCUGAAAACCACGCCCCUAAUAAACCACGCCUCCUGAAAAUAACCUAAGGGUUACGUUAAAAAAGUCCCAGAUGCUAGGUCAACCCAGCAUGAGAGUAGAAAAUACCCAACUGAUGGUUAUAUUAACCCAUGUUUGUGUAAUCCCAACAACCCAACAUGUUGGGUCAUUCAUGCAACCCAACUGGCUUUGCCAAAAUAACCCAACAUGUGUUCUGGCCACUAUUUAAACAGCUCUAAAUUAAAAAUCUAUUUUUUGGGUGCACGGGGUCACCCACAACCUGUGUAGCUAUUAUUAACUCUUUCAUGUUGUCAAGCAGUUGUCUGCGUAAAAAGGGUUAAUUUUUUAUCUUUCUGAUGCACUUGUGAUGGGGCGUCCUUCCUCUGCUCGUCUGGCAGCCAGUUUUUGGUUGGCUAGCUGAGCUCAAAGUGUGGUUAGCAUAACAAGACGACAUCCCUGUUUGAUCUCUCUGCCCUCAGACAUUAUAUAUGAACAUCCCCUCUGGCUACGUUUUAUUCACAGGGUCACUGGUGUUUCACUGCUGUUCUGCACAUUGUGCUAGCUGGGUUAUGUCUUAAUGGGGCAGACUAGUGGGCUGUUGUAGGAAUACAAAGACUAGGAUAGAAUGUUUACAGAUAAGUGUGUGUGAAUACUGUAUGUGUGUGUGUAUGUGUGCGUAUACCUGUGUGCGUGUGGAUAGGGCCAGGAGGUAAGCAUUCUGAGAACAUGCUUAAACGAGGGGGGGAGUCAGUGUCUGUAACAUUUUCUUUUAAAGGUUUCUGUAGGGGGAAAUGCCUGUUUGUUUUGGGGCAUUUCUUACUAUUCUCUGUCAACCAUAACUUUGAAAUGUCUCACUUUUUAUGCACUAUUCCUCGAUAGCUGUAUUCUGUAUUUCCUGUUUUCUUUGAAAACUCAAGUUAUGCUGUUGUAUUUCUUGUUCGUUCCUUGGGGCAUGCUGUUCUGAAUCUAACUUCUGAUGACAAUCUGCUUGAAUUGUAUAUCGUUGUUACCAUUGUUUGGGAUAUACUAACUAUUGGGAUUUUUUUAUUGCUUUAAUGAUGUACAAUAUUUUUUAAUGUGAAAAGAAGAAAAAUCCAACCAUUUUAGAAUGGUAUUGUAUAAUGUGUUGCCCCUGGAGACAACUCUGUAAAUGUAAAAUACCUUUCUUAAAACUACCUGCUUCUGGUUUUCUGAGAGAUUAUCUACACAAAUUGAAUUAAACCUUAUC